AUGCGUGUCUCAAGUUCUUUGGGAGUGGUCGCAGCCAUCGCUGCUCAAAUUGGUGUAGUUGCAGCACAAGCACCGCAGACGAGCGAUCUCUCAGCAGAGGACAUUACAAGCGGUACAGCCUUUGGCAAUAUUUCCCGGAAAGCCGACGAAAACAUGCAGCAGUACUUUGGCCCUGCAAGAGGCGCAGACUGCACCUAUGACAAUUCACAACAAAGACAAGAAUGGCGAACAUUGUCCCCAGAAACCCGCAAGAGCUUCACAGACGCCGUGACCUGCCUCACAAAAUUACCACCUACACACAUGACAGCAGACGAGGCACCAAAUUACCCAGGCGUCAAGUCUCGCCACGACGAAUACGUCGCAACCCAUAUCAACUACACCCUCAACAUCCAUGACACAGCCGACUUCUUCGCCUGGCACCGAACCUUCAUCCACUUCUGGGAACAAGAUCUCAAGAACCUCUGCGGCUACACCGGCUGGAAUUGGGCCCUCGACGCUCAAGCACCACAAGACAGCCCUCUCUUCCUCGGCGACGAGUACAGUCUGGGAAGUAACGGCGCAUAUAUCGCCAACCGUGGCGACACCUGGCUAGCAGAGCAAGACGUGACAUACCCACCAGGCACAGGCGGCGGCUGCGUGACUUCCGGUCCUUUUACAGACUACACUGUCAAUCUCGGUCCGCUUGACCUGCCAAACAGUAACAACGUCAACUCCUCUUUCCAAUACAACCCUCACUGUCUUGAGCGCGAUUUCAAUCCCUGGUUCACACAAAACUACAAUACCUACACCAACGUCACAAAGACCAUUCUCGACAACAUCCUGAUCGAAGACUUCCAAGCGAACUUUCAAGGUGCCGGUGGUUCAGACCCCAACAACCGUUUCGGGUGCCAUGGAGGCGGACACUGGAGUACCGGAGGCAGUAUGUCUGAUUUCCACUCAUCACCCGCUGAUCCCUUAUUCUUCUUGCACCAUGGCAUGGUUGAUCACGUGUGGACGAUCUGGCAGAACCUGGAUAUUACGAGGAGGCAGAAUGUCAUCUCUGGUACAUCGACGCUCGCGAAUAAUCUGCCUAGUGCGGAGAUGACGUUGGAGGAUAUGUUGCCCUUUGGGUUCGUGAGCGAGGACAUCAAGUUCAAGGAUGUGAUGGACACGUUUGGGGGCGCAUUCUGCUAUAGAUAUGUUUGA
This is a messenger RNA of Recurvomyces mirabilis, 1185 nucleotides long. RefSeq lists its product as uncharacterized. The coding region runs from base 1 to 1185 and encodes 394 amino acids. Gene Ontology annotation, molecular function: oxidoreductase activity. The transcript is spliced from 2 exons. The record is from RefSeq and is a predicted model, not a curated record. Lineage: Eukaryota; Fungi; Ascomycota; Dothideomycetes; Mycosphaerellales; Teratosphaeriaceae.